AUGGCGACCCAGCCUCACCCUUAUUGGCCGCGCUCCUUGGUGCUGCCGGGCUACGUCCCGCCCUCCCUCCCGGGCUGGCAGUGCGCAGGCGCCGUGGCGGCGGCGGCAGCGGCGCUGCUGGCUGCGGGCUGGGCGCUGGGCGGGGGAGGGUCCUCCGGCGGCGCUUGCGGCCGGGGCCUGGCUCACCGCCUGGCCCUGUGCUGGUUCCUGCUCUGCGCCGGCAUCCACGGGGUGCUGGAGGGGUGGUUCAGCCUCCGCCACCGCAGCCUGCCCGCCGCCACCGGGCUGCUGGCCGACGUCUGGAAGGAAUAUGCCAAAGCUGACAGCCGGUACCUGACGAGUGACCCUUUCACGGUGGCCAUGGAGUCAGUGACCGCCUGGGGCUGGGGUCCCCUCAGCUUCCUCACCUUCCUCUGCCUGAGGAGGGGGCAUCCAGCCCGCCACGUCCUCCAGCUCCUGGUGUCCCUAGGUCAGCUCUAUGGGGACAUCCUCUACUAUGCCACAGAGGGGCUGGGGGGGUGGUCCCACAGCGACCCCCACCCCUUUUAUUUCUGGGGGUACUUUGUGGGGCUCAAUGGGGUCUGGGUCCUGGUCCCCAGCAUCCUCCUGGUGGAUGCCUGCUGCAAGCUGGUCAGGGCCCAGCAGGCCUUGGAUAGGCCUAAACACAAGGGGCAGGACCGGAUUGGACCAGACGUGGUCCUGCGGCGCCACCUGGCGGCCGAAGGAGGUGAAGCAGCCAGCGAGCAUAGAAGGAACAAGUUGCCCCAGGCAGCUGCUGCCCAGGAGGGUCUCAUGGUGCAGGGGUUUGCAGAUGGCAACGUGGCGAUUCAAGGCAAGUUGCUGCGUUAUGCUGGCUGCUCGCUGCUUGUCUGCCCGGGGCUGGUCCCAUCCGGGCAGUGA
Molecule: messenger RNA, 900 nt
Organism: Indicator indicator
Lineage: Eukaryota; Metazoa; Chordata; Aves; Piciformes; Indicatoridae
Product: 3-beta-hydroxysteroid-Delta(8),Delta(7)-isomerase-like
Exons: 6
Coding region: 1-900 (299 amino acids)
Biological process (GO): cholesterol biosynthetic process
Cellular component (GO): membrane; endoplasmic reticulum
Molecular function (GO): steroid Delta-isomerase activity; C-8 sterol isomerase activity; cholestenol delta-isomerase activity
Source: RefSeq, a predicted model, not a curated record